CGCUCACAGUAUAGGGCGUGACCGCAUUUCCGCAUGGCUCAAGUUGAGGUUUUAAUGUAAUUAAGGAGUUGUGUGAGUUAUUAGGAUAGAUUUUUGUCAUUUUUCGCUUUUAAUUUGUCUUUCUUUCCAACUUGAGUUGUUCAAGAUAGUAGGAUGCAGGCAAUAAGAAACCUCUUCCGGGGCCCAUGGACGAGUGCCGAGAGACUGGAAGGCAAGACGGUGCUCAUUACCGGGGCCAACACCGGCAUUGGCAAGGAGACAGCGGUUGAUUUAGCCGGACGAGGGGCCAAGAUCAUUAUGGCGUGCAGGGACAUGGAUAAAGCCCAGGCCGCCACCAAGGAGGUCAUAGAACGUUCCGGCAAUGACAACGUCGUUUGCAUGAAACUCGACCUGGCCGACAGCAAAUCCAUCAAAGAGUUUGCUCAGGCCAUCAACCAAGGGGAGUCAAAACUGAACAUCCUCAUUAACAACGCGGGUGUGAUGGUCUGUCCUUACGGGAAAACGGCUGACGGCUUUGAGAUGCAGAUUGGCAUCAAUCACAUGGGUCACGUCCUGCUUACCUAUCUGCUCCUGGACCUGAUCAAGCGUUCAGCACCAGCCAGGAUCGUCACCGUGUCAUCCAUGGCUCACUCGUGGGGAACCAUCAAGUUGGACGACAUCAACAGCGAAAAGCAUUACGACAAGCAAAAGGCGUACUCUCAGAGCAAGCUUGCCAACGUGCUGUUCACGCGCUCGCUGGCCAAACGCCUCCAAGGCACCGGUGUGACGGCGUACUCCCUCCACCCGGGCAUGGUCCAGACAGACUUGUGGCGUCACCUGAACGGGCCCCAGCGCUUCCUGAUGAAGUUGGUGAGCCCCUUCACCAAGUCGUCGGAAAAGGGCGCCAAGACCACCAUCUAUUGCGCCGUGGAUCCGGCACUGGAGAACGAGAGCGGCGGCUACUACAGCGACUGCGCCCCCGCCAACUGCUCGGCGGAGGGUAAAGACGACGCCUUAGCGCAGAAGCUGUGGGAGCUGAGCUGUCAGAUGCUUAACAUUACGUGGGAGUGACCAUGGCUUCUGUUUACAAUUCAACAAUUUCUAACUCUAGAUUCGAAAUAUGUUUACAUUUUCUACUUGUUCUGUUAUAUUUAGUUACAUUAAAGCAAAUCUGAUGCCUUCA
Molecule: messenger RNA, 1162 nt
Organism: Nerophis lumbriciformis (worm pipefish)
Lineage: Eukaryota; Metazoa; Chordata; Actinopteri; Syngnathiformes; Syngnathidae
Product: retinol dehydrogenase 12-like
Source: RefSeq, a predicted model, not a curated record